This is a messenger RNA of Myripristis murdjan (pinecone soldierfish), 3201 nucleotides long. It is a transcript of the gene mon1a, whose product is annotated as MON1 secretory trafficking family member A. The transcript is spliced from 6 exons. Bases 359 to 1933 code for a protein of 524 amino acids. Lineage: Eukaryota; Metazoa; Chordata; Actinopteri; Holocentriformes; Holocentridae. Gene Ontology annotation, biological process: vesicle-mediated transport; protein targeting to vacuole. Gene Ontology annotation, cellular component: Mon1-Ccz1 complex. The record is from RefSeq and is a predicted model, not a curated record.
GAAGUUGCUAAUGUGAACAGCAGCGUCAAGGAACGAAGUCAAGUCUGUUCAUUAGUCUACAAAUAUCUACCAGCCUCACGGAUAUUUCACAAUCAUUAAUGAAACUAGCGGCUUUCUUUUAUUUAAAUCACGUGUCACCUUUUGUCACUGGCGUAGUUUCCUGAGAGAGAACUUCAUAUCCCACAAUUCAUACUUCCGUAACUUGGAUCACGGCAGGAGCGACUAGCAAGACAAAACUCUUUUUCUCUCUUUGCUAGUUAGCACGCUAAGAGAAACCAGCAAGCUGUUGGCCGCAAAAAAGACAAAUGGACACAUCUCCGAAAGUGAAAGGUGUGUAACCCUGCCCGGGGCAGCAGUGAUGGAUGGAGAGGUCCAUAGGGCGGCUGCGUCAUGGGAGAAUGGCACCUUGGCACCUGUGGAUCGGCUUCGCACUGAGAGGGCGGACAGUCCCACACCGGGUCUGGUGGAGGGGACUGAGCCAGGUGCAGGCCAGAAGAGUGCCAUGUUUGUCCAUGCACAGUCCUUUGAGGACCUGACUGCUGAGACUGAGGAGGCUCGCAAGGAGGCUGAGGGAUACUCUGAGCUAGGGAAACCAGCAGAUUCUACAGAUGGGAUUGAGGUGCUGAUGGGCAAAGACACCAUAUCAGAAAAGCAGAACAAGAAGGAAGGUUGGCAAGACAGCAAGAGUAAGGAGGAGGACGUGUCCAGCGAGGCAUGGCGCAGCCACAGAAAACAUGUGUUUGUGCUGAGCGAGGCAGGGAAGCCCAUCUACACUCGCUAUGGUACAGAAGAGGCUCUAUCCAGCACCAUGGGGGUGAUGAUGGCCCUCGUCUCCUUUGUCGAAGCAGACAAGAACAUCAUCCGGUCCAUCCAUGCAGAUGGAUACAAAGUGGUAUUUCUCAGCAAGAGCCCGCUGGUCCUGGUGGGUGUAUCUCGCACCAGUCAGUCAGACAAGGAGCUGAUGCGGGAGCUGCAGUACAUCUACUACCAGAUCGUCAGCCUGCUCACCCUCACGCAGCUCAACCACAUCUUCCAGCACAAGCAGAACUACGAUCUGCGACGCUUGCUGGCCGGCUCUGAACACCUCACUGACAACCUUUUGCAUCGGCUUGACCGAGACCCCGGGCUCCUCCUCAGUGCUGUCACCUGCCUUCCACUGGCUAGCUCCACCAGGGACGUGGUGUCAUCCAGCCUGCAGGCAGCCAAAGCCAAAAGCCUGGUCUUCUCCAUUCUGCUGGCAGGGGACUACCUAGUUACCCUGGUGAGGAAAAAGGACCAAUUCCUGCACCACAUAGACUUGCACCUGGUCUUCAAUCUGGUUGGCUCGUCCUCAUCCUUCAGAGAGGGUGAAGGCUGGACACCCAUCUGUCUGCCAAAGUUCAACACUGCAGGAUUUUUCCACGCUCACAUCUCCUACCUGGAACCGGCGUCUGACCUCUGUCUCAUCCUGGUCUCCACGGACCGCGAGGACUUUUUUAACUUGUCUGAAUGCAAGCAACGUUUCCUGGAGAGGCUGAGUAAGCGUAAUGCCUACCAGGCAUUGAAGGACGCUCUCAAAAGCCCCAGCUACUCUGUGGCCCAGGUCGGCAUCCCAGAGCUCAGGCACUUCCUGUACAAGUCAAAGAGCUCAGGGCUGUAUACCAGCCCGGAGUUGCCUGUGGUGUACCAGUCUGAGGAAGAGGAGGAAAGGCUCAUGGGGCUGUACCAUGACCUUCACAGCCGCUUGCACCACGCAACCAGACCGCUUCGCUCCAUCUACCACUGUGGUGAAACUGAGAACCUAAUGGCAUGGGUGACAAGUGGUUUCGAGCUCUACCUCUGCUUCAGUCCCCUGGGGACCAAGGCUCUGGCUGUUUCUGCUGUUAACAAGCUGCUGAAAUGGAUAAGGAAGGAGGAGGACCGCCUCUUCAUCCUCAGUCCCCUCACAUAUUGAACCUAGCUGACUUUCUGGAAUCGACGUGUUAAAUCAUGAGCUGUGGAGGUUGAGAGUCUGCAGGUUUUGGUUCUUACCAAAGACUACACCUGUGAUUUUGUUGAUGGUUGAUUCCCUUGUGGAGACUUUUGUUGGAAGGAAAAGCUGUGGACUCUUGGCCCUUUGUGGCACUGCUGUUGCCAGAACAUAAAACAUCAUCCUAGACAUUGGCUGAGCACUAAUGACGGCUGUGGAUGAUGUGGUGCUCGGUGCGGUGUACACAUAUUAAUAACAACUCUAUGCAUUGCUCACCUCUGGGUUCUUCAAAUUUGAUGUACAAACUUGUGGUUUGUGAUGAAAGUAGAUACGGCACUUAGGAUAAAUUCAAACUAUAUUUUAGCUGGCUAAGAUUUUUAUAAUUUUUAAUUAGGGUUAGUGGCACACGUCCACAUGGAAGCAGCGUUGGCAAUAUCUAUCUAGUAGUAACAAUAAAUAUGGUGUUUGUGAUGCUGUUGAAAUAGUUUCAUACAUGCUUCUAUACUGUAACAGAAAAUAUUUAAAAAGACCAAUAUAUGUAAUGCAGUCUAUGCACUCUGCAAUGGGACAUAAUAUCAAGAUAUGGAUUAUCCAUAAUCCACCUAUCUUUAAUAUGGUAGCCAAUAAUACCCAGAUUAAAUGAACAGUUGUGUCAUUUUGAUCAUUGGUCAUCUUGGUUCCAUUUUACCUCUAUGCACAUUCACUGUCAACAAUACUACCUUAGAGGACUGUGUUCAUUCUGCUAAAAUGCAAUUACUGUUGUCAAAUUUUGUGCCAUUGUUAUGCAAUGUAAAGAAAUUUUAAAGUAAGACUACUAACAUUUCGAUGCAUAUUUCAGAUUUUGCAAGCGUUGUCAUCGGCAAUCAUGGUGUUUCUCUUCUUUAGACAUUCAUAUUGUGUUUUUAUCUGUACAUUGAUAACAUGGAAACUGGGGUUUCUGUUUGUUGCUAAUCAUCAUGGUUCAUGUUUUGCAUAGGAUCCAUGUUCUUAUAACUUGAGGAAUUCAAUAUUCCAACAUUUGCCUGCACUGUUCAUGCCUUAACUAAUACGGCAGAUGCCUCAGCUGGAGGUUGUUGCAGUGUUGCUCUAUUGAUACUGUGUCGCAUCCCCCAAUUAUGAUAAUACUGCAUUAAUUAUAAAUAAACGACUAAUAUUAAAGCAUGCUGCCUGACAGAUUCUGUCAGUCAUAUUGGUUGUGUUUGAUGUCCUAUAAGAGCUUCUAUCCUUUUAGGUGUAAGUCUAUAGGCCUACAG